Gossypium raimondii (Peruvian cotton) is the source of this 1242-nucleotide messenger RNA. RefSeq names its product MDIS1-interacting receptor like kinase 2. Lineage: Eukaryota; Viridiplantae; Streptophyta; Magnoliopsida; Malvales; Malvaceae. Gene Ontology annotation, molecular function: ATP binding; protein kinase activity. The transcript has 2 exons. The record is from RefSeq and is a predicted model, not a curated record. Bases 1 to 774 code for a protein of 257 amino acids. Gene Ontology annotation, biological process: protein phosphorylation.
AUGUUCUCUCUUUUAUCGGUUUCUUGUCUCUUGAAUUCAUCAAUUGCUUUGUUGUUUGCCUUCAAGAGGAAGAAAGAUACAGAUGAAGAAAGACAAAGCAAUGCAAGUGAUGAAAUAUUUUUCUCUGUAACUCCCUUUAAUGGAAGAAUAUUGUAUAAAGAGAUCAUUAGAGCCACCAAAGAUUUUGAUGCUCAAUAUUGCAUUGGGAAGGGAGGAUAUGAAAACGUAUACAAAGCAGAGCUGUCAUCAGGAGAUGUUGUAGCUGUGAAGAAAUUCCAUCCGUUGCAUCCAGGUGAAAUGGCAGAUCAAAGACAGUUCCUAAAUGAGGUAAGGGCAUUAAUAGAAACAAGACACAGAAAUAUCGUGAAGUUCUACGGUUUUUGUUCCUCUGCAGGUCAUUCCUUCUUAGUAUACAAGUACCUUGAAAGGGGUAGCUUGGCUUCAGUUCUCAGUAAGAAUGAAGAAUCUAAGAAAUUGGACUGGAACAAGAGGGUGAACAUUGUCAAAGGUGUUGUUAAUGCCCUCUCCUAUUUGCACCAUGACUGUUCACCGCCCAUUGUUCAUCGAGAUAUAACAAGCAACAACAUUUUGCUUGAUUUGGAGUAUGAAGCUCACCUUUCAGACUUUGGCACUGCUAAGCUUCUCAAUCCAGACUCAUCCAAUUGGAGUAAUAUUGCUGGAACAUACGGAUACAUAGCACCAGAGCUUUCCUACACCAUGCAAGUUACUGAAAAUGUGAUGUGUUUAGCUUUGGAGUGCUGGCAUUGGAAUUGAUAGUUGGGGCAUAUCCGGGUGAAUUUCUCUCUAAUCUAUCAAUUUUAACAGCAGAAAGCAUUCCACUAAACAAUGUGUUAGAUCAAAGUCUUUCGCCUCCACCACCAGAAGUUGUGAACAAACUCAUAUUCAUCCUGAAGCUGGCUGUUUCAUGUUUAAAUAUCAAUCCAAAAUCUAGGCCAACCAUGCACACUGUUUCUCAGCUGGUGUUCGACCACAUCUAGUCCCAUCUAGGACUCUUUGAUCUUCAUCUAAGAUACCACCUUAGAAACGUUUGGUAUUUGCUCUAAUGUUGUUUCUUUAGCUGUUGUGUAGUUAUAAUGGGUUAAUGGAUUAGCAUUUUUGUACCCUCAAUUACCUUUUUCCUUGAGAAUUGCUACUAGCUUGUUGGUAGCGCAACAAGAGUUGUUUCCGAUAUUUGUCUGUGACAGUUUAUCAUAAAUUGUAUUCUAGUAUCAUCUUUUCAAA